GCGGCGAAACGGUGGUCAUCGGCGUCGUCAUUAUCGCCGGCACAGACAGCAGCGCGGCGGCAGUCUACGACGACAGUGAAUGAAUGUGCAAACGACUGGUUACGGAAGCGGAACUAAGCGAAUACAGUACAUCGCUGCCAGCGGAAGGUCGCAAUAGUACGGUUACGCUUACUAUUGUCGUUAAAAGAAAAAAGCUACAACCUAAUGUUCAUUUUCUAGUCGACACCUGCAGUAUAAUCGCCACCUGUUACCUUAGCCGGUGGUCGUCGUCGAGAGUGUCGGGUAUGCAGGCGUCCGCUAUUGUGGUACGUCGCUGAUCCACAGAGCGAAUUCGUUCGUGAGCAACGCAGCAAUCGCAAAAUUAGACGAAAGAAGAUGAUACGUUAUUAUUACUUGUGGCCGUUCGACUUUGAGGUUUUUGUUUUCUGAGCCUGGUGUUCCAUAAUUUGUUUCACCAUCAUAAUUCCGAUAAGUAUUUGUGCUCCACGAUGUAAGCGAUUACUCAAACGUAAAUAAUCUUCUUCUAUUCAACACUCGGCUUAGGGUCGAGGGAUUUUAGGUCUGUCCAAUAGUGCGGCCAUACUCGGGUUACUGACAUCGGCAAUUCGGCCGUCUGUCCUAUGCUGUAGUCAACAUCGUGUGUCAACAUCCAUUUGUUUUUGUGUGUGUGUGUGUGGGUGUAUGUGUGUGUGUGCGUGCGCGUGUGUGUGUGUGUGUGUGUGUGAGAAUUUAGUUCGAGUCAGGAAAUUUGUGUAGCAAGAAAAAUGCAGCGAUCUGUUUGUAUCGGUUUCUGGAGCACUGCACGAGAAGUAUUAGCAUCAGCUAUCCACUACCAGCAGUGAAUGAGUUGCCUUUUGAUCAGAUUGAUGUGACCAGCGGAUGGUGAUGAUUAACAAAACAGGUAACACUAUUACUGCUAGUUGCCAGUCUUCUUAAGAGAGGGCCUAGGAGACUUUCCCCGAACGAGGGUGCCAAGCACAGCACGAUGGAGCAAACGCAACAGCAGCCUAUUGUACAAUACGAUCAGGACUUCCUGUUCAAGGUGUUAGUUGUCGGUGAUUUUGGCGUUGGCAAAACAGCGAUCGUACGCCGCUACACAGAUGGAAUAUUUUCGCAAAAUUACAAGAUAACCAUUGGAGUCGACUUUCUUAUCAAGCGACUUCGUUGGCAUCCCAAUAAACAGAUUACUCUACAGCUAUGGGACAUCGCAGGACACGAGAGGUUUGGCUCGCUUACGAGGGUCUACUAUAAGUACGCGACAGCAGCAGUCUUCGUCUAUGACUUGACGCGGCCAGCUACACUCGAGUCCAUCGUAAAAUGGCGCGAGGAUCUCCGGGAGAAGACGGACGACAAGACAUGCUUGCCCACAGUGCUUCUGGCAAACAAAUGUGAUAUUGCAGACGAUUGGCCCGAUCUGGACCGAUUCUGUAAGCAGAAUGAUAUCGAUGCCUGGUUUCCUACUUCAGCGAAAGAAGAUGUUAAUGUUGAUGAAGCUCUUAACUUUCUCGUUGAACGAAUAGUUGAAGGGGGCGUGGAAUUAGGGAAUUCAAACCCGGCCGGUGUUCAAGCAGACAAUGGAAUUCUCCUUAAGGAUAGGCCAACUUCAAAUGUUUGUCAGUGUUAAUUUUUCAUCGAUUACAGCGUCGUAGUGAAUUGUUCAUUGGAAACUUCAGCGUGUAUGAAGGUUACAGCAAAAUUGUUAAACUAAGUCAGACCGCGAGGCUACAAUAGGGAUGGAUCUCACGCACGUUAUUUCUAUAGCUGUGCCCGCGUCACAUACACUGUCUGGCGGGCUUUUCAAAUGUUCAAGAAAAUGUCUUCUUUACAAGUACCUGCUUGAUAUCUUCAAACUGAGCAGUAGUCAUUAAUCGUCUAAGGAAUUCCUUCAUCUUCCCCGACGGCCGAACGGUUAAUCAAGCAAGACGAAGGGGCAAGUGAAAGCAUAUAGAGCCGCCUUGAUGAUGACUCAAUGAUGACCAUGGUGGUGGUGCCGGUGAUAAUGUUAUCGUUUCUUAUUACCGCAGCCGUCGAGUCACGUCCUGCUGCUGCUGCUCCCGAUGAAACGGCCGAGAAAUGCCGGCGCCAGGUUGCGACGAGGUCCCGAUUGAGUCAUCCAAACGCUUCACAGUUGCACUGAUGUGGUAACAUAGUAACUGUUGACUUGUCUCUAACUCAUCCAAAGUGAUAAUGACGGGCCGACGCACAAGAUUAUCGUCCAUCAUCGAUAAUAGAUUGACAAUGUGCGUUCUCGACGUGGGCAACGUGCGCCAAUGCUGGCGCAACUUCUUACGCAAUCCCGCUAAUUCCCGAAAUUUACAAAGUACGACUGUUAAUCUCUCCAAUAACUUGUUCUUUUAAAAUGUUCAUUUUGUUCUAGCUGGUAUCUAUUAGUUUAUGAUCGCGCCAUAUACUGCAGACAAGAGAAGCACCCGUCGCUUCCGGGCAAUUAUUUUGACGCUUCAUUCUAAUGAUGAACACGUAUCAGGAUUAUUGCGGUAUACCCUGCGUAGGUGGUCGAUCGAUCGAGUUCGAGCCGGCUAUUCGCACCAAGGUGCAAUCCGGCGACGUGCGUCGGUAAAUCUUACUGGAUUUUUUCCAUUCGGAAGUAGAUUGAAAAGC
Messenger RNA from Varroa destructor (honeybee mite), 2619 nucleotides. RefSeq names its product ras-related protein Rab-32B-like. NCBI's taxonomy places the organism in Eukaryota, Metazoa, Arthropoda, Arachnida, Mesostigmata, Varroidae. Gene Ontology annotation, cellular component: Golgi apparatus; late endosome; phagocytic vesicle. The record is from RefSeq and is a predicted model, not a curated record. Gene Ontology annotation, biological process: phagosome-lysosome fusion; endosome to lysosome transport. Gene Ontology annotation, molecular function: GTP binding; GTPase activity.